Durusdinium trenchii is the source of this 2790-nucleotide messenger RNA. The record is from the annotation of a GenBank genome assembly. NCBI's taxonomy places the organism in Eukaryota, Dinophyceae, Suessiales, Symbiodiniaceae.
AAGUUGGAAUAUAUCACAAAGUGCAAUUGACAUUCGGGCUGCUGAUGCCGGAUUCAAGAUGGCAUCGCAAGUUUUGGACAGAGCAGGGUGACCAAUUCGUGACUUUGGCCGAAUAUGAUGCGGUCUUGAACACCGUGAGCACCUCCCGAUCACGAGGCUUUACGAAGUGGCGCCGUCCUGCUGCAAGCGAGGUUUUGGUUUUAGUUAUGGCCAGCCACUCCUUGCAGGAGAGGGUGGCACUCCUGGAGCACACUUGGUCAGAUGUGGAUAUGCAGCGACUGUACCUGGUGGAUGAUUGGUUGUCCACAGCUCCGCAAGAGAGGCAAUGGCGCCCUCAAACCCCAUCUUCCAAUUCCGCAGGUAGCUUUGGAAUGGAGAGUAAUUAUUGGGAUGCUCAAAGUCGCCAAUUGGAGUUCAUGCAAAAACAUCCAAAUGUGAAGAGCUUGGGCUUCCCUGUCCCGAACUGGGUCGUGCUUGCAGAUGAUGAUACUUUUAUCCACGUAGAUGCACUUCUGGACUUCAUUGCUGGCCAUGAUCCCGAAGUUCCUGCCUUGUUUGGAUAUAUUUUGAGCGAUGCACAUGUCUUGGGCUAUGACUAUCCAUGUGGCGGAGCUGGAAUGUUGCUUUCCUUUGCUGCCUAUGAUGUUUUGGCACCCAGACUCUUAGCUGAUUGUCCUUUGCUGGCCUUCAAUGACUUGACCCUGGGCUUUUGUGCUCAUUCUCAAAGUGUACCCGUGGUGCACCAUCCAGGUAUGCAUUGUGCCCCAGAUGUGAAUAGGGCCAUGCGGACAGGGGAGAACUUGUUGGACAUCCAAAAAGGCAUCGCUGUACACAGACUCAUAGGAUUUCAAAGCUUCAUAGAGCUUGUUGGCACUCUUGACAUGCUCAAGGGUCAAGUUCGAGCAUUGCUUCAACGCCGUUGCUUAUUGGCAGCUCGCAGCGGUGAUGACAGCGAACCAUUGGAUUCAAGACGUUUCUUUUGGUCAGUAGAAGCCUUUGAGGAUGCUGUAAGUGCCUGUCGUGGCCAUGCACCAAGAGUUCCAACGGAAAAUCCAACAACAUCAAACCUCCACUUGGAUUUUUUCUUCUUUGGAGGAGGUCUCCCGGUGGCCGGAUACCACAAGGAUCGAAGUGUUCCUUUGCUAGCAGAGCCCGCCUUGAGGGCGGCACGUUGGCCGGAAUGGAUGGAGCAGCUCAGGCAUUUGAAGGAUUGCACAUUGGAGAGCGAAAGCUUUGAGAUGUUCGACGGCGAAAGUCCCCAAUGCAAAAGCUUGGGUGAAGCAAAGCGGAGUCACAAGAGUUUGUCUGAAAGGAAAGAAACAGUGAGCUGGAAGGCAUCUUGGCGCUCAACGGUGCCACGGCUAUCCCGUCUUCAAGUGGAGGCCACAGGCUAUGAAGCUUUGGCAGCCAAUGCUGAAGUUGAUGCGUUGAAGGUGAAAGAAUCUUUUGAAGCUUUGGAAGCGAACAGAAGGCCUGAGGAAAAGGAGUCUGAGGACACCAGAAGACACUCGUCUACCAAGUCCUGGCUGGAAGAGUUGAAGAGUUUUGGUAAAAAGUUGAAGGCCUUGAAGUGGAGAUCUCCUGGGAGGCGAUGGAUCUUCGUGGACUUUUCUCCAUCCUCCACCUUUCUAAAUGUCUUUGAAUCUCUUCGGAUUCUACGUGGCCUUUCCAAUCUCUACCACGAUGUGUCUACAAGAUCUGUUUACUUGGAAGAUGUUCGAGGGCCUGUGGAUUUGGGUGCCGAACGCCCACCUCCACUGGCUUUAGCUUAUGAAUACUUUGAUCUCAACGUGGAACAAGCAGCUGGUCUUUGGCUCAAUGGAGUGGCACUCCAGCGGAUUCUCCGUUGUCGACCACUACAGCAUCCCAUCAAAUUGGAUCCAGAAGCUCAUGCCAACGAUUGGGAGAAAGAAGAGGAUCGACUUGCUUUGAUGUGGCACAAUGCCAUUGCAGUGGACAUCUUCCGAGCUUUGCGUUUUUGCGGUGUGGUGCUCUUGCACACACCUUCCAUGGUUCCUCAUGCACUGUCUUACUUGCCGUAUUCCACGUACCGGCGAUCACAUCCUCCGUCAGUGGCAACAUCAAUGUCCAUUGGAAACAUUGCGUCGCGUGAGCAGAUGUGGGCGCUCUCUCAGCUAGUUACUCGUCGUGCUUGCUCAGCUCAACGCCGCGUGAACAAAGCGUUGCAGAUGAUGUGCAGACCAAUGGCUUCUGCUUGGAAACUACCAUUGCACAUGCGGAUGCUCGGAGGUGAAUCAGCCUACAACUUCAGCCGAGAGAACUGGCGCUUGCCUGGUGCAUGCUUCCUGGGGCAGUCACUGGUGGCCUUCCGCUCUGAGCACUUUCUGCCAGAUGCUCAAGCCGCAGGUCUUGGGAGCAUCACGAGCAGUCCUCGAACAUAAUAUGUGGGACAUGGAAGCAUCAACUUUGUCAUGUUGGCGAUUGGCGGAGAAGCGAAGAGAUUAACAUUGAUCAGUCCUGAAAUGCGAAGAAGAUAAGUCUUGUCGGCUUGAUCCUGGAGGGAUGCGAAGAGAACAUUUCCAGUUCCAACAUCGCCAGCGUCCGACUCGAGAUCUCAAGGUCGUGUGCUCUUCUGAGUUCAGCAUAUCAUGUGUGCACGUCCACGGCACCACUUGCCUGAUCGAGAGUGGUUUCACAGAGGCAACGGCAACAGCCACACUUUCGUCCAUAGCUGGCCACAAGGCUCUGUGCCGACAGAAGCGCCAAGUGUUGAAAAGGCAGGGAAUUUAGCAGUGGCACAAGCUACCACCUUGCUGGUGUGCGAUACAA